CUCUCUCUCUCUCUCUCUCUCUCUCUCUCUCGGUUCUUUCUUCCCCCGCGGGCAUGUCAGGAGCUUGAAAGGGUCUGGGCGGCCGCUGCGGCAUCCCCCGAGGCCGCGUGACGCCCAGGCAUGUGACUCGGGCUUCCAGGGACCAUUUCUUCGCCAACCAGACCCACUCCCACGGCACGGGGCUCCUCUUUCAUUCCCUUCCUCCCUUUCUUCCUUCUGAGGAGUGACAGACACCCCCUGGCCGCCGAGGGAGACAGAGAGAGAGAGAAGGAGGAAAAGGUGGCGGUAGAGGGGAUGGAGGCACGGAGCGACGAGCCGCGGCCGAGUAAAGCGAGGAUCUGGAGCUCAGUGUGUCGCCAAACGUUGUGAGAGACGCAGGCCCGCCGCCCGCCAUCCUGCCCUGUCCUGCGUCGGGGAGGCGAAGGAACGCGGGACUUGCUGGCUCCGUCGUGUGGUCAGAGGAGCGGCCUCAGAGCGCGUGUUACCUGGCCGGCGCGCACACAGGUACAGGGGCCUUUCCCGAAGCCAUGCGCUGUUCAUGAGGAUGUUACUGUGAUUAUGAUGAUGCGUAUGAUGAUGAUGAUGAUGGUUAAGUUACGCUGUUGUUGUUGAUGAUGUUGAUGAUAGUUUGUCGGAAGCGCUAAGUUGACGGAUGGACGGAUGUUCAAAACGAAACAAAGAAAGAGAAAUCAGAGAAGCGAGCACUGGAAAGUAAUAACGAACCCAAGUCCAAUGUUUCGCUUUUAUUGUUUGAUGCGAAAGUUUUGCUACUUCCCGUGAUACAUCGAGCCCGGCAACUCUGGUUCUGUGAUGUGGAAAAUGUGUUAAAGAGACGAAACCAUAACUGGAAACUCGCUCGGGUGAUGAAAAAAGGUAAAAUAUUUCUUGCUUCAAACUGUUUGACUCUCGCUUGAUUUUUGGUGGCCAAUAGAUAAACAGCAAGGCAAGGAUACCGAGUUGUGGUGAAAAAGUAUGAAUAUUUAGAAACAGUUUUAGUCAAGACCCGAAACCAUCACCACCACCACCACCACCACCACCACCCGUAGUGCUGCUGCUGCCGCUGCUUAUUAGGAAGUCAAGAGGAAAGAGGAGAGAGCUGUCAAGAGGACUGCAGUGUGCUAAGAGUCCUUCAGCUACGGUGACGCGGAGUAAUCAAGGGAAGCGCACGUGGGAGGCGGCCUCAGACGCGAGGGAAGGGAAGGAAGGCCACUCGCUCUUUCCCAACCUGAGGAGCUGCUGCGGAAGAAGGAAGAAAGGAAGAAAGGGGAAGAAGGAAGAACGUGCUCCCCUCCCUUGCUCUCCUCUCAUUUCUAUCCUUGUCUUUCCUUUCCUAUUUGCUUUACUCCUUCUCUUCCUCUUCAUCCUUUCCUAGCUGCAAGAAGAGUAGAUUCCAAGAGAAGGCAUUUUACUCAUUGUCACUCUCUUCGUUUCCCUUUCUCUUCCUCCCCCUCCUCCCUCUGCACUUCAUUUUUCUCCUCCUCCUCCUCCUCCUCCUCCUCCUCCUCUAUCACUGCCAGCUCCUACUCCUCCUACUCCACCCCCCUCCACCUCCUCCACCACUCCCUACCUCGCUGUUUGCUUCCACUCCUCGUCCACUUCCUCCACUUCAUUCCCCCUUCAACGCGUGUCGUCUACAGGAUCGGCUCGGCUCCUUCGCCCUCUUACAUCGAUUCAGCGGGAAGGAAUGGUGGCGCGGAGAUCCGGAAUUCCAAUCAACGUGGGCACCCUCAGCAGGCACAGGAGGCAGCCGGGGCCGCUGGAAUUCGUAUAACGGGUGAGAAAGUUAUCGGUGGAGGGAGGUAAAGGAACCAACCUUCGCCGCUUGGCUGCUGUGGCCGAGUGUUUUACCGUCAAAAAGCUCUUCAUUAUAUUCAGUCACUCAGCCAACCAGUAAGGCCGCCAGCAGUCCAGCCAGACAGACAGAUUACCAGCCAGACACUCAGCCAGCCAGUCUGCCCGCCAGACCCUCACGUGCUGGCUGUAGCACCAUUUAGUGAAGCGGCGGAGUUUGCACCAACUCGGAAACAGUUUACUGGUUUUGACUAUUCAGGUGGCGGCGAGCUACGGUGAGCUAUGCACGGGGCGGGGCGGGAAGCGCCAUGAAAUAGUGGUGGGGGAGCGGUGCCACGAUGGUGCUGGCGGGGUGCUGAGGCAGAGGCGACCCACAACGCUCAGCAUGAAGCCUUGGAGUCACCACUGUGCUCUCGGCACUUUCGCCAGGCUACGGGCGGCCGUCAUCUGGGCGUGGGUGUGGUCGUUCGUGUGGGCGUGGGCGGUGUGCGGCGCGACGGGCACGUGUCCCAAGGUGUGCGAGUGUAAGUGGCGGGAUGGCAAGGAGACGGUGUCGUGUCCUGACGCUGAGUUCAUAGACAUCCCGCGCGGCCUUGGCUCCACAACGCAGGUGCUUAAUCUGCAGCACAACAACCUGCAGAUCCUACCGCGCGACGCCUUCAUCGACGCGGGUCUGGUGAACCUGCAGAAGGUGAGGCUCAACUUCUGCAACCUGAAGCACCUGGACCACGGCGCCUUCAACAUGCUGGCCAACCUGGUGGAGCUGGACCUGAGCCACAACAUGCUGCGUGCCGUGCCCUCGGAGGCCCUCGCCGACGUGCCUGGCCUGCGGGAGCUUCGCCUCGCCCACAACUACAUCACCUCACUGCCCGAGGAGGCCUUCACCCCCACGCCUGACCUGGUGCACCUGGUCAUCUCCCAGAACCAAAUCGAUGUCGUGAACGAGCGAGCCUUCCGCGGCCUGACCCGCCUCGAGGUGCUGAAGCUCUCCGACAACCGCCUGGCAGCGCUGGACGCAGCCAUCGUACACCCCCUCGUCGCCAUCCACGAGCUGCACCUCGACGCGAACCCCUGGCACUGCGACUGUCGCCUCAGGCCACUCAGGCGAUGGAUGAUCGAGCGCAACGUUGCUUUCCUAGAGCCGCCGACCUGCGUGCAACCAGACCGCCUCAAAGGCAGGUCGUGGCAGGCACUGACUUUGGACGAGUUUGUGUGUGUGCCGCAACUAACGGCCGUGGCCCCACGCGUCCUGGCUGCGCAUGGCGAAAACGUGUCCCUGUCAUGUCGCAUCGAGAAUGAUAUCGAUGCCACGGUGUCCUGGUUCCUCGGAGAUCGGGCGAUACGUAACGGCAGCGAGCGUUACCGUGUGCUGGAGUCCAUGUCGGCGAACCAGGAGACACGACUGUCCAACCUGACAUUGAAAGGGGCGGGGCCUCGGGACCAGGGCACGUACCGCUGCGUAGCGCUCAAUAAGGCGGGCAGAUCAGAGGCCAACCUCACGCUGCAGGUGUCCAACGAGGUGGCGGAGGUGCGGCUGGUGACCAUGGAUCGCGUCUUUGUGACCGGCGGGCUGCUCACAGCCAUGGCCAUGAUCCUGGUUGUGUUGCUGCUCCUCACCGCCAUCCUCUUGCGGCGGCGGCAGCAGGCCAGGCUGCGGCGCGGAGUGGAGACUGAUCAUAAGACAGAAACACCUCAGAUGUCGCAGGACCGCGGCAGCACUUCCAGCGACUCCCAUCCAAAGCUGGCCGACUACCACAUCGUGCCCACCAACGACCUUGACGAGUCGUCGCCGCUGCCCACACACUCAGACAAGUCGUGGAUGUUGCGUGACGCCUCAGUCGACGACUUCCCUUCCACGAAGGAGGUGGAAAAGUCAAGUUCCUACGCUGAAUCUGAGCAGCGAAAGAUGUCGAAGCCUCGGCCUGGCGGCAGCGGCAAGUCGAGCUCGCCGAGCACAGUGUCGUACGUGGAGAUCCCCAAGUCCGAGCUGGCGGUGACGGGGCUGCCCACGCCCGACGAGCGGCUGCGGUGGAGAGAACACGCAGCCGAGGGCAAGGAAGGUCGCCUGCUGCAGAUGGGGGCGCAGCGGGGCUCCACGCUCUCCAUGGCCAGCGGCAGCCACUACCCUGACCUGCUGGACCUGCCCUACACACAGCAGCAGAAACAGCAGCUGCAGCAACAGCCGAGACCACCGAUGCAGCUGCUGAACCCCGCCUACUGCACGCUGCCUCGCGUGUCCAGCUCCAGCGGUCUGCUCGGGGCCACGGCCAGCCCUGGGAUGGAUAGUCUCUUCCAGGAAAUCUCUUUCUCGCUACCUUCCUCCAUACGAUACAGGUGCGCCAGCUGGGUGGACCUAGGGGAGAGCGACACGGCCUCCACCUCCCUCCCCUCCUAUGCCCGCUCCCCGCCCGUCCACCCGCAGCUCUCCCUCACCGACGAUGGCUCUCCCCCGCCCGCCCUCAAGGCUCACCGCGACACCCUCAAGGAACUCAUCAAUGCACACAGGGCGGAGCGAGCGGUGGCUGAGGCUGACAAGGGCGCAGUGGGGGGCUCCUCUGAUCCCUGCAACCUUGAAUACCACGCCGCGCAGCUCGAGAAGUUCCUGCUGGAGUAUAGGAAACUUCAGGACCAGCUGUACAGAAUGAAGGUGUCGUAUGAAGCCAGCCACAGCGACAGGAGUGAAGGAAGUGGCGAAGAGACAGCCCUGACGGAGUACAACGGUGAUGAUGAGAGGGACAACGUUCCACCACCUUGCCCGGAGACUCCAACCUCCAGCCUGCCGCGCUACACCCCGGCAGUAGCGGGAGCAUCCGGCAAACUCCCUGAUGACCCAAUGGAGGAGCGAUCUUUGCCCUCCUUGCCGUCAGCAGAGCCUCUUCGGUCUAUUCUGAAGCGGAGAUACGAGGAGGGUGGUCGCGGGCUCCCUGGACUGCAAGGCUUGUUAGGAUUACAUGGGCUUCAAGGUCUCCAGGCACUCAAAGGCCUCCAAGAGAUGAAGGGCCUCCAGGGGCUGUCGAACCACCAAGGGUCUUCGUCUUCGUCUUACUCCAAAAGUGCCUCCUCCUUCGACGACCCUCCCCAGCCGCUCCGUCCCUCCCUCGCCCUGCCCCGCCUCCAGCCGCGCCCCGACCCGGAGUCCUGAGGCAAGGAGGGUACCCGUGAAGGAGAGCCGAGGGAGGGAGAAGAGCCAAGGAUGGAGAGGAUAGUGGAGGGAGCGGAGGAAACAAGCAAGGAAGAGAACAAUAAAUAGCAUAAAGACGAUGAAUGGAGGGAGAAGGGAAAAGGCAAGUAAAGUGGAGGAAGAAG
Eriocheir sinensis (Chinese mitten crab) is the source of this 5097-nucleotide messenger RNA. RefSeq lists its product as uncharacterized. Bases 2177 to 4933 code for a protein of 918 amino acids. Gene Ontology annotation, molecular function: protein binding. NCBI's taxonomy places the organism in Eukaryota, Metazoa, Arthropoda, Malacostraca, Decapoda, Varunidae. The record is from RefSeq and is a predicted model, not a curated record. The transcript has 9 exons.